CGGGAAAGGAGAAGGGGGGGAGUAGAAAAAAGGUUUUUUGCGCCUGCGCAGAGCUUGCUCUUCCCUCACCAAAAGCAGGAGGCAGCUCUCGCUGUGUAGAGUUAGCGUGAGGGGCCCUCAGGUUCUGCUGUUGCCACCCCGUUUUCUCACACGCGGAGGAAGAGCCAGGAGGAGGAAGAGGAGCAGCGGGUUGAGCUAAGCCCGGUGUGAGGUGAGGCUCCUCCGCUUCCUCAGCCUCACGUCCGUGCCUGCCUGCCUGCCUCUCGCUUUCCUCGCUUCCGUUUCCCAACAUGUCGGCGCCGGCGGCCAAAGUCAGCCAGAAGGAGCUCAACUCCAACCACGACGGGACCGACGAGAUCUCAGACAAAGAGCAACAGGAAGCAAUUGAACAUAUUGAUGAAGUACAGAAUGAAAUAGACAGACUGAAUGAACAAGCCAGUGAGGAAAUUUUGAAAGUAGAACAGAAGUACAACAAACUCCGCCAGCCAUUCUUUCAGAAGAGGUCAGAAUUGAUCGCCAAAAUCCCAAACUUUUGGGUAACAACAUUUGUCAACCACCCACAAGUAUCUGCACUUUUGGGAGAAGAAGAUGAGGAAGCUCUCCAUUAUUUGACCAGAGUUGAGGUGACGGAGUUCGAAGACAUCAAAUCAGGUUACAGAAUAGAUUUUUAUUUUGAUGAGAAUCCGUAUUUUGAAAACAAGAUGCUCUCUAAAGAGUUUCAUCUGAACGAGAGUGGGGAUCCAUCAUCAAAAUCAAGUGAAAUCAAAUGGAAAUCUGGGAAGGAUCUGACAAAGCGUUCAAGUCAGACACAGAACAAGGCCAGCAGAAAGAGGCAGCAUGAAGAACCCGAGAGUUUCUUCACUUGGUUCACUGACCAUUCUGAUGCUGGUGCUGAUGAACUAGGGGAGGUCAUUAAAGAUGACAUCUGGCCGAACCCAUUACAGUACUACUUGGUUCCUGAUAUGGAUGAUGAAGAAGGUGAAGGAGAGGAAGAUGACGACGAUGAGGAAGAAGGAGGAUUGGAGGACGUUGAUGAGGAAGGUGAUGAAGAUGAGGGAGAAGAUGAUGAAGAGGAUGACGAGGGAGAAGGAGAGGAAGAUGAAGGAGAAGAUGACUGAACACUGACAGAUUCCAACCACCACCACCCCUUUCCAGUCCUAGGAGCAAGUUGCUAUUUCUCCCUGCCCCCUCCUUUCCAUUGCCUUGUUCUCCUGGGGUCUCUUCCCCCCCCCCAUCCUCUUCACUAUGGUUCACAAAUAAUUUUGGAGAAAAUAUCAAGCGACAUACUGUGGAAAUGAAACCUCUACCUUUUUUUUAAUUCCUCUGUAUUGAAGCAAAAACAAAAGAACUCUUAAUGGAAUCAACACACCGUGCUUUGUGGGGGGAAAAAGGAGCCUUCUGCUCCCUUCAUUCUGCUGGAAACAGAAGAGUGCUAGGCCCCUGUGUUAGUAGUGCAUAGAAUCUAGCUUUUUCCUCCUUUCUCUGUGUAUUGGGCUCAGAGAUUACACUGUCUCUCUAUGUGAAUAUGGACAGUUAGCAUUUACCAACAUGUAUCUGUUUACUUCUCUUGUUUUUCUAAAAAUGAAAAAGCUAAAAAAAAGAGUUAUACAGGUAGACAAGGCAAGCAGGGUUGGGUUUCAGAUGUUAGGGUGGGUUAAAUAGGCAUUUUGACAAAACAAGGCUCAGUCGGCAUGCUUGUUUGCGAGUUAAAAAGAUCUGUUUAAAAAAAAUCUCCUAAUUACAGUUGAGCCCUGCCAACCUGUAGGAUCUUACAUUGAAUUUACAUUCUCUGUUGUACUUUUGUUCUUCGUUUUUUGUUGUUGUUUCACUGGGAAAAGGAAGGCUUAAAUGUUAAAAAGUGUACAAGUUGCUUUCUUACAAUAAAACAUAACGAGUACACAAGGAGGCUUACUGUAUAUUCUUCACUGGGGGGGGAUGCUUCUGACCCCACCCCCUUUGGUUUCUCAACAUGGAAGUUCAAAACCUUUUGGCCUAAUAAAUAUGUUCAAAGGAAGAAAACUACAAAAAGCCAGCUGUGCAUUAACAAUGAAAACAAGCCCCUCAAGCAGACUUACACUUUCAUGGGUUAAGGUUGCAGCAGAGAUGUAGCAAGGUCAGGUGGUGCCCAGUGCGGAUUUUUUUUUUUGUCACACCCCGCCGCCCAAUUGAAAAUAUUAAAAGAAGGAAAAAUAAGAUACAGUUGCAAGUGUUAUUUUCUGGUUUAUUUACUUAACGUUGUGAGCAUAAGCACUUAAAACCAUUUGUUUCCUAACUUUGUUCUCUGCAAAUUUUGAAAUCGCAUCAUCAAAAUCAAUUCCAUUCACUAUUAUGGUGCUGGAGGAGACUCUUGAGAGUCCUAUGGACUGCAAGAAGAUCAAACCUAUCCAUUCUGAAGGAAAUCAGCCCUGAGUGCUCACUGGAAGGACAGAUCCUGAAGCUGAGGCUCCAAUACUUUGGCCACCUCAUGAGAAGAGAAGAAUCCUUGGAAAAGACCUUGAUGUUGGGAAAGAUGGAGGGCACUAGGAGAAGGGGACGACAGAGGAUGAGAUGGUUGGACAGUGUUCUUGAAGCAACGAACAUGAGUUUGACCAAACUGCGGGAGGCAGUGGAAGACAGGAGUUCCUGGUGUGCUCUGGUCCAUGGGGUCACGAAGAGUCAGACAUGACUAAACAACAACUACUUUGUUUUCAAUUGACAAGAUGGCUAAGCUAGAGAGCCGAGCUUGACUCAUAGUGGACCUAAGAUAACUCUUGAUUGAGCAUUUUAUCCUUACUUGUGGGUAACUUAGACUGGGAGUGAGUGGCCUGCCCAAGGUCACCCAGUAAAUUUCUUGGCUGAAUGGGGAUUUGAAUUCUGAUCUCUCAGGUCCUAGCCCAUCACUCUCUAAGCCAGGCAUCCCCAAACUUUGGCCUUCCAAAUGUUUUGGACUACUGUUUAGCCGUAGGCUCCUAGAGUGAGCUCCAGCCAAGCCACAGUGGUAAUGGCUGUAAAAUGGAACCAAGUGCCCUUGCAUGUAGUGUGCAGUAGAAAACUCAAGGCAAGGAUGAUGCAGCCUAUUGUGGCUGUUAUCUGAAGAGCACACCAGCCCGGAACAUGUAUUUCCAAAACC
Messenger RNA from Zootoca vivipara (common lizard), 3109 nucleotides. The record is from RefSeq and is a predicted model, not a curated record. NCBI's taxonomy places the organism in Eukaryota, Metazoa, Chordata, Lepidosauria, Squamata, Lacertidae.